UCCCAGGAGAGAAAGAGGUGCUUGACCCGAGCACAGGUGUUGUGAAUUAGACCAAAAUUCCGUCCGAACGGUUUAAGUAGACUUAGGAGACUUAAAUAAGGUGUUGUUUUCGAUAAUUUUGGUUGAUAGUCCUACCAUGGCGUUUUCUCUGAGUGAGAAUCCCAGACUUCUUAACUGCCUGGAUUCUGAUAUUCCAGCCCUGUCUACAUGCAGUAAUGCAGAUGCGUUUUCCAGGAUGAACACCAUGCUGGGAAACUCACUGGAUCUGAGCGGGGUUUGCACAACUCCCACUGCCAAGUGCAAGCGAGACCCUUUUAAUGGUCGUCCCGACUCGGACUUGUCUGCAGUCCGGAGCAGGAUGCUCUUUCCCAGCGGUGGCCAGGACUCAUCCAGGGGUCUGCCUGAUGUCAAUAACUGGGGUCUGGGCCUACAGUCCCUCAGCCUGUCUGACUGGGAGAGACCGUGGAGCAGCCAUGACACCGAUCCCUCUGCACAGAGCAACACAGCCUCACUGCAAGGGAUUUUGGGGACUCCCAGCCAUCUCUCCAACAAGCUUCCGAGCUACUCCGAGCCUUCUAUUGGUGCCACAGACUUCCUAGAAAGAUUUCCCGGUAUGGCGCGCUUGAACUCUCAAUCUUUCCUGGACUCUCACUCCAUUAGCCCUGUGGACUCAGAGACCAGCGGCUUCAGCUCUGGUUCAGAUCACCUCUCAGACCUGCUGUCGUCUUUGAGGAUCUCGCCGUCUGUGCCCUUCCUUAUGUCCAGUAUGCGAAGGGAUCCUCUCAAGCUAGCUCUGGGCUCUCGUAUGGACCACAGCAGCUCCCCUCUCACCCCGCCACCCAGUGCCACCUCAAGUGGUGGUCUGUCCCACCGCUGGCCUGGUGCCUCCAUCUGGCCCAACUGGGACCUAAUGAAGACCCCUGAGAGCCCCUUCAGCAUUGAAAGAGAGGCUUGGCUUCACAGACAGGCAGCCUCCAUCAAUGAAGCUACUUUCACAUGGAGUGGGCAGUUGCCCCCCAGACACUACCAAAAUCCCAUUUAUUCCUGCAAGGUCUUUUUAGGAGGAGUUCCCUGGGACAUCACUGAAGCUGGUUUGAUAAACACUUUUAAAUGCUAUGGCCCUCUCAGUGUGGAGUGGCCAGGUAAGGAUGGCAAGCACCCUCGCUGCCCUCCGAAAGGUAAUAUGCCCAAAGGUUUUUUUUUUUUGGUUUUUGUUUUGUUUAAUUCUGUGCGUGCCCUGCUGCAGGACUGCACUGAGGACCUGCUCCAUCCUGAGGGCUACAGCGAGUAUUACUUCAAAAUGUCCAGCAGAAGGAUGCGCUGCAAAGAUGCACAGGUGAUUCCUUGGGUGAUUUCAGACAGUAACUAUGUGAGUUGCCCCUCUCAAAGGCUGGACCCUAGGAACACUGUGUUUGUAGGAGCCCUGCAUGGCAUGCUCAACGCUGAGGCCUUGGCCAGCAUCAUGAAUGAUCUGUUUGGAGGUGUUGUGUAUGCGGGCAUCGACACAGACAAGCACAAAUACCCCAUUGGAUCUGGACGUGUAACCUUUAACAACCAACGCAGUUAUCUGAAAGCUGUGAGUGCUGCAUUUGUUGAGAUAAAGACGCCCAAAUUUACAAAGAAGGUUCAGAUUGACCCAUACUUGGAGGAUGCCAUCUGUCAAUCAUGCAGUCGUGAGCCUGGGCCAUUCUUUUGCAGGGACAAGACCUGCUUCAAAUACUACUGUCGCUCCUGCUGGCAUAGGCAGCACUCCAUGGACAUCCUCAGUAACCAUCGCCCUCUGAUGCGCAACCAGAAGAAGCGGGAUGCCAACUGAAACCACGCAUGGCAGCACGAUGCCUCAGCCUGGAUGUCCAUUGCGUCUGCUUCCCUUCGGGGAACCGCUCCAGAGUCGGCCCCCCUUCAAAACUCCUUCCCAGGAGUUGGGGCAUGGGGCACACUGUAGAAAGUUCACUGUUGCA
Messenger RNA from Cyprinus carpio (common carp), 1961 nucleotides. RefSeq names its product cytoplasmic polyadenylation element binding protein 1b (gene cpeb1b). The record is from RefSeq and is a predicted model, not a curated record. Gene Ontology annotation, biological process: negative regulation of cytoplasmic translation. Gene Ontology annotation, cellular component: synapse; neuron projection; nucleus. Lineage: Eukaryota; Metazoa; Chordata; Actinopteri; Cypriniformes; Cyprinidae. Gene Ontology annotation, molecular function: ribosome binding; mRNA 3'-UTR binding; mRNA regulatory element binding translation repressor activity. The transcript has 12 exons. The coding region runs from base 137 to 1816 and encodes 559 amino acids.